AUGAUAGCAGGCACACUGGGUCCAGUCGCGUCAGCAUUCAGUAUCUGCGCCCUGGCAAGACCAUGGCGACAGAACUACCUCCCCGGCUCCGACCUGGAUGCGGCCCCGUUCAUCAGGGACCCAAUAUGGCUCACCAUCAUCAACGCCAUCCAGCUGCUCAUCGCGCUCAUAGCCAACAUGGCUCUGUUGCUGAACAUGACGCAGCGACUGAGGUUUUCCAUCGCCCAGCCAGUCACCAUUGUGGGAUGGUACAUCUCCUCCAUAUGCCUAAUUUCUCUCACCGCAACCGCCUCUGGCCCACUGAUCAUCGAGCCCACCAACCAAUACAUCUGGUCCCAGGCCUUCUACUACGGCAUCUACGGCGCCGCUCUUUACUUCCUCGUCGCUUCCCUCAUGGUCAUCACAUUUGUCGGGGCUCAAACAGAGCACUACCCCAAAGACUUUGUGCUCACCCCUAGCCAAAGGACACUGAUGAUGCAGACUAUCUUGCUGCUCUUCUACCUCCUCCUUGGCGCGUUGUUAUUCGGUAGGAUUGAAGGCUGGAACUAUCUUGACGCGGUGUACUGGGCGGCUGUCACCCUUUUUACCGUAGGGUUCGGGGACUUCUCCCCACAAACCGGUCUGGGGAAGGGACUGGUCAUGCCGUUUGCUUUGGUGGGGAUCAUCAGCCUCGGUCUUGUCAUUGGGUCGAUUCGAAGCUUGGUACUUGAUCGUGGCAGGCGUAGGCUUAGCGCCCGGAUGGUGGAAAAGAGAAGGCGGAGGAUGCUAAAGCAGAUGACGAAGAAGGGCAAAGAUGGUAUUCUCGUGCCUAUAAAAGAGGGCGAGGAGCUCAGGCAGACGCCUUCCGAGGUUGAUCGCGGCCUGACCGAGUUUGAGAGGCGAGAGAAAGAGUUCAAGCUGAUGAGGGAUAUCCAAAAGGAGACGUCAAAAAAGAGGAGGUGGUAUGCCACUGCCGUUUCAGCGUGCACCUGGGCUGCGUUGUGGUUAGGGGGGGCAAAGAUCUUCCAGGCCUGUGAGGAACCAUACCAGGGGUGGACGUAUUUUGAUGGGAUAUUCUUUUGCUUUGUGAGCUUGACGACUAUCGGCUACGGGGACAUCGUCCCGGUCUCUAACGCGGGGAAGUCCUUCUGGGUGUUUUGGGCGUUGUUGGCUUUGCCGACCAUGACGGUGUUAAUCUCCAACGCCGGUGACACAGUGGUUAAGGGUAUCCGCGACGCCACCGACGCCAUCGCUACCAUCACCAUCCUCCCUAGUGAACGCCCCUUCAAAAAGGACCUUAAACGGUUUCUCAAACAUGUUUCGUUUGGGGUGCUCUUCAAAGAAGAAAUCAUUGAGGAAACACCCACUGGCAUUUUAGGCGAGGCUCAAGACCGCGACAACACCAGCUCGGACUCGGUAGAAGAAAACGACGCCGAGACAGCCCUUCAGCGGGGUCAAGCCGAGUCAUCGAAUUCAUCACCUACCUCCCCCAGAGUUAGAUUCAACCCGCCCUUUCGAAACGAUGACGCUCAUGACAAAAACAUUGACGAUAACACCGCCGAUGAGAACCACCCCCACGGUCCUGGUCAACAUCUCCGGGAAAGGAAGAAAAGAAGGAAAUCUGCCCCGUUUACUCUGCCAAAUCGCCAGCAGGAUUAUUUGGUCAUUUUGAUCGAUGAAGUUGCGAGGGUUACGGCGCAUUUGAAGGAGCACCCUCCGAGAAAGUACUCGUUUAAGGAGUGGGCGUGGUAUUUGAGGUUGAUUGGGGAGGAUGAGAGUGAUGCUGGUCAGCAUGGGAGGGCGAGCACGCAUGUGAGGACGAAGAAGGAUAAGUUUAGGGGGGGGAGGCCGAAUGAGGGGUUAGAUGAUAGGGGGGAGGCGAGGGUCACGGAGAAGGUGGUGCCGUGGAGUUGGGUGGGGAGUAAGAGUCCCUUGAUGGGGGGGAAGGAGGAGGCGGAGUGGAUUUUGGAGAGGUUGAUUGAGCGGCUGGGGGAGGAGUUGAGACGGGGGAGGAGAGAGGGGGAUGAUGAUCAGGAGGGGGAAGGGCAGCAUGAUGAACACGAGGGGAGAGGGGGGCGUGAUGAACUGUAG
Messenger RNA from Podospora anserina S mat+, 2070 nucleotides. RefSeq lists its product as uncharacterized. The record is from RefSeq and is a predicted model, not a curated record. Gene Ontology annotation, biological process: potassium ion transmembrane transport; stabilization of membrane potential. Bases 1 to 2070 code for a protein of 689 amino acids. The transcript has a single exon. Gene Ontology annotation, cellular component: membrane. Lineage: Eukaryota; Fungi; Ascomycota; Sordariomycetes; Sordariales; Podosporaceae. Gene Ontology annotation, molecular function: potassium ion leak channel activity.